This is a messenger RNA of Nannospalax galili (Upper Galilee mountains blind mole rat), 6159 nucleotides long. RefSeq names its product BMS1 ribosome biogenesis factor (gene Bms1). The record is from RefSeq and is a predicted model, not a curated record. Gene Ontology annotation, cellular component: 90S preribosome; nucleus. Gene Ontology annotation, biological process: ribosome biogenesis; maturation of SSU-rRNA from tricistronic rRNA transcript (SSU-rRNA, 5.8S rRNA, LSU-rRNA); endonucleolytic cleavage of tricistronic rRNA transcript (SSU-rRNA, 5.8S rRNA, LSU-rRNA). Gene Ontology annotation, molecular function: U3 snoRNA binding; GTP binding; GTPase activity. The transcript is spliced from 22 exons. Lineage: Eukaryota; Metazoa; Chordata; Mammalia; Rodentia; Spalacidae.
CUUCUGUUUCCCCCCGGCGAGUAGGUGCGGAGGAUCAAUUUCCGUUUCCGGUGGUGUGCAUGUGGACCUGAGCUGUUGCGUCUGUGAACCGGAAAGCGCUGAAACUCGGACAGUCGAGCUCCGGGUUGCGACUUAUCUGUAGUUCAUACAUAGCCACCAUGGAGGCUAAGGAUCAGAAGAAACACAGAAAGAAGCACAGUGGGCCUAAGGCUGAGAAGAAGAAGAAACGGCAUCUGCAGGAUCUCCAACUUGGAGAUGAAGAUGAUGCCCGGAAGAGAAACCCCAAAGCUUUCGCAGUUCAGUCUGCUGUGCGGAUGGCGCGAUCCUUCCACAGGACUCAAGAUUUAAAGACAAAAAAGCAUCACAUCCCAGUGGUUGAUCAAACUCCACUAAAACCGCCACCAGUGGUGGUAGUGGUGAUGGGGCCUCCAAAAGUUGGAAAGAGCACUUUGAUUCGGUGCCUUAUUCGGAAUUUCACCAGACAGAAGCUAACUGAGAUCAGAGGCCCUGUAACAAUUGUGUCAGGUAAAAAGCGCAGACUUACCAUUAUUGAAUGUGGGUGUGACAUUAAUGUUAUGAUUGAUCUAGCUAAAGUCGCAGAUUUGGUGCUGAUGCUUAUAGAUGCCAGCUUUGGGUUUGAAAUGGAGACAUUUGAGUUUCUAAACAUCUGUUAAGUGCAUAGCUUUCCUAAAAUCAUGGGCGUUCUCACCCACCUGGACUCCUUCAAGCACAAUAAGCAACAGAAGAAAACAAAGAAGCGGCUGAAGCACCGGUUCUGGACAGAGGUCUACCCGGUAGGAGCAGAGAGCACUGCGCCAUCACUGCGGUCCUCGACAGCCGAGAGUAGUGAAGAGAUGUCACUAAACGUCUCCAGGAUUUACCUCCUGACUUUCCUGUGUAUCUUUCCAGUCCCUGAACCAUUUCCCUCAAUGCUGUCUUUACCUGGGAUGGAAGAUUUGACAAACCCUGAGGAUAUCUGAACAAACAUUAAGUGUGACCGAAAGGUGUCUCUUUAUGGUUAUUUAAGAGGAGCAUACUUGAAAAAUAAAAGUCAGAUUCACAUGCCAGGUGUGGGAGAUUUUGCCGUUAGCGAUGUGAGUUUCCUCCCAGACCCCUGUGCUCUUCCGGAACAGCAGAAGAAGCGCUGUCUAAAUGAGAAGGAAAAGCUGGUUUAUGCACCUCUCUCUGGAGUUGGGGGUGUGCUCUAUGACAAAGAUGCUGUCUAUGUCGACCUUGGGGGUAGCCAUGGUUUUCAGGCAAUGGAGGAAAAGGGACCCACCCAUGAACUGGUCCAGAGCCUCAUCUCCACUCAUGCCAGCAUCGAUGCCAAGAUGGCUUCAAGCAGAGUGACGCUCUUUUCUGAUUCCAAACCUUUGGGGUCAGAGGAUAUAGAUAAUCAGGGGCUGUGGAUGCCAAAAGAAGAAAAGCAAGUGGAUGUGAAAACUGGUCGAGUGCGUCGGAAAGCCGUUUUUGGAGAUAAGGUAGAUGUGUCUGGAGAUGAAGAAAAUGAUGAUGAUGAAGACAUGUCUGAAGAUGACAGGAUGGAAAGUGGCUCUAGUGAUGAUUAGACGGAAGAGGAAGAUGCUAACAUCACCAGGUCUAAGCGUAGUAAAAGGCAGAAGCUUGAGGAGCAGAAAGAAGACAGUGAGGUGGAUGUGCCAGCAUUUGCGGAUAGCGACGAUGAUCUGGAGAGGAGCUCGGGGGACGACGGGGAGGCAGAGGAUGCUGACGGAAGCAGUGAGGAUGAGGAUGAGGAUGAGGACGAGGACGAGGACGAAGAUGAAGACGAAGACUCCCCUGCAGGAGGGAGGGACGUUUUGGAAUCCAAAUCUCCUGGAGGAGAUGGUGAAGCAAGACUGUCACCAGCUCAUGAUUGGAGUGCUGACCAGGAAGUAGAGAAGUCUUCUCCAGGGGGAAAAGCUGCCCUCACCACCUCUGAUUCUGGCCAUUGCACAGCUGAGGAGGCGUUUCCAUCUGAAGACGAAUCUGAGGAAAGCUCACUCAGCUCAGAGGAUGAAGACUCGGAAAGCAGAGAGGCUGUUAGGACGAAGCUUGCCAAGCCUCUGGGGGACAGUGGGCAGAAACCAGAGUCAGAGAACUUCGUUGAUGAGACCAGUGACAUUGAAGAUUUACUCAAAGAGGAAGAGGAUCACGAGGAAGAAAGCUGCCCCACAGAAACGUCUGGUGCCCUCAAGUGGAAGGAUGACCUCUCCAGGAAGGCGGCAGAGGCCUUUCUUAGGCAGCAGCAGGCCACGCCAAACCUGCGAAAGCUGAUUUAUGGGACAGUGACAGAGGAUAAUGAAGAAGAAGAUGGAGAUGCCCCUGAAGAGCUUGGAGGACUGUUCCGUGUCAGCCAGCCUGGUAGAGCGUGUAAGCACAAGGCGGACUCUUUGGACUGCUCCAGGUUUCUCGUGGAAGCACCACACGAUUGGGAUUUAGAGGAGGUUGUAAACAGCAUCAGAGAUUGCUUUGUGACUGGGAAGUGGGAAGAAGAUAAAGAUGCAGCCAAGAUCCUAGCAGAAGACGAGGAGCUCUACGGUGACUUCGAAGACCUAGAAACAGGAGAUGUGCACAAGGGAAAACCGGGCCCCAAUGCUCAGAGCGAAGAUACUGAAGAAGUUAAGGAGGAAACCGACCCUAAUGAGGAGGAAAGUGCCAAGAAAAAGCAUUUGAAUAAGAAGAGAAAAUUGAAGGAGCUGUUUGAUGCAGAGUACGAUGAAGGAGAGAGCACAUACUUCGAUGAUCUUAAAGGGGAAAUGCAGAAACAAGCUCAGCUUAACCAGGCUGAAUUUGAAGAUCAAGAAGAUGAAACCAGAGUUCAAUAUGAGGGUUUUCGACCUGGAAUGUAUGUCCGCAUUGAGAUUGAAAACAUCCCCUGUGAAUUUGUGCUGAACUUUGACCCUCACUACCCAAUUAUCCUGGGUGGUUUGGGCAAUAGUGAGGGCAAUGUGGGCUAUGUGCAGAUGCGUCUUAAGAAACAUCGUUGGUAUAAGAAAAUCCUCAAGUCUCGAGACCCAGUUAUUUUUUCUGUAGGGUGGAGGAGGUUUCAGACCAUCCCACUCUAUUACAUUGAAGACCACAAUGGAAGACAAAGGCUUCUGAAAUACACCCCACAGCACAUGCAUUGUGGAGCAACCUUUUGGGGUCCUAUCACUCCACAAGGAACUGGGUUCUUGGCAAUACAGUCUGUCAGUGAUGUCAUGCCGGAGUUUCGGAUAGCUGCCACUGGUGUUGUCCUCGAUCUGGAUAAAUCCAUAAGAAUUGUGAAGAAGUUAAAGCUGACUGGUUUUCCUUUUAAAAUUUUCAAGAAUACUUCAUUUAUUAAGGGAAUGUUUAAUUCUGCCUUGGAAGUAGCCAAGUUUGAAGGUGCUGUCCUUCGGACUGUCAGUGGAAUAAGGGGACAGAUCAAGAAGGCACUCCGGGCUCCAGAAGGAGCCUUCCGGGCCAGCUUUGAGGACAAGUUGCUGAUGAGUGACAUUGUCUUCAUGCGAACUUGGUACCCCGUCUCCAUUCCGGCCUUCUAUAACCCGGUAACAUCUUUGUUGAAACCAGUGGGUGAGAAAGACACCUGGUCAGGAAUGCGGACAACAGGUCAACUCAGGCUCGCCCACGGCAUCAAGCUAAAGCCAAACAAGGAUUCUUUGUAUAAGCCAAUCUUGAGGCAAAAGAAGCAUUUUAAUUCACUGCACAUUCCAAAAGCUUUGCAGAAGGCUCUACCAUUUAAGAACAAGCCCAAGAUGCAAGCAAAGGCAGGCAAGGUGCCGAGGGACAGGCAGAGACCGGCCGUCAUACGGGAACCUCAUGAGAGAAAGAUCCUGGCUCUGCUAGAUGCUCUGAGCACAGUACACAGUCAGAAGAUGAAGAAGGCCAAAGCUCAGAGGCACCUGCACAACAUGGAGCACGCCAAGGUGAAGCAGAAGGAGGAGGAGGGGAAGUUGCGGCGGCAAAAGGACCUCAGGAAGAAGCUCUUCCGGAUUCAGGGUCAGAAGGAAAGAAGAAACCAGAAGUCCAGUCUGAAAGGCGCUGAGAACAUUAAGUGAGCCUUCAGACUGGGGGACCAUCUUCUAGACCUGCAGAGGUGGCUGCAAGUCUCCGCAUGUUUAUGACAAGUCAGGAGGAGAGCCUGACAGGGACCUCUCUGGACAUGGCAUCCAGACCGUGCCUUGAAGAGGAGCCGUGGGAGAAGGCUGCUGGUGGGUGCCUGCUUGUUCUCAGCAUGCAGUGGUGCCCGCGGGCAUCAAGGCAGUGUGGCAGGGUCGUGUGCAUUACCUCACUUCUCCCGGUCUUUAUUUUGUGCUGUAGAAAUGUCAUUAAAAUAUUUUCCUGUUACGUUUGGCUUAGUGAUUUAAUUGGGGAUGAAUGCAGGACCAUUGCUUCUACAUAACUGCUUUUACUUUGCCAUCUAUAUGAGGAUGAAAAAGAUUGUAACAAGCUCUCAGAUCUUGUGUGAAAUGUUAGUGUGUUGUUACUGUCUUUUCUUAUCUUUUUGGUCUGUUUACUCAGUCACUGGUCCUAGUGGAUGUUUUAUAUCUCAUUUCCUAUAUUUUAUAGAUUAGUAUAAUAGGUAAAGUAAACACUUGUAAAAACCUUUAGAAUGGGAUUUGAGGUCUCAGUCAUACAUGAUCCUUAUACAUUGUACCUACCUAGCUAUAGGUGGUUUUUUUUUUUUAAUAUUUUUAUUAUUUAUGUGUAUGAGUGUAUUGCCUGCAUGUAUGUGAGUGCACCUGUGUCAUGUUUCUUAAUUGAUGUUACUCAUGUAAUCAAAUUACAUAUAUAUUCUGUAUACAUUAUAUGAUUAUCUGUUGGCAUAUCGUAUGUGAUCUAACCCUAUAGAAGUAUAGAGUCACAUACAAUGUGUACUUUGGUUUCCCCUAGUUGUAACAUUUUGCAAAUAUCAUAAUCCAUUGAUUUUUUUUUUAACUCAGAUUUCCUCCAGCUGUUCACCCCUUUACACGUUUGUGUGUCAUCUUUGUACAAUGGCUGUGCUAAUUCUCUAUACUGAUCUGGUUUUAGUAUGUGUACUGCUAAUCUAAGUGAUGUAUUGCCUUCCUAGAAAUUAGUGUGUAGUAACUAUAGAAUAAUGAGUUUGGUUGAUAUUUUUAUAUACACAUAUGAUGUGCUUGGAUUGCAUUUUUCUGUUUAUUACCGGCUUUUGUCUCUCCUUCCCCUGAUACCACACAUCACCUUUUAAAACUUGUGGACUAGUGAAAGUUCACCUAGAGUGAGCUGUUGGCAUGAUUGGGAGCAGUUGGCCUAGUCUAGAGGCUUCAUAAAAGCUCAGAGCUUUCAGUGGGCAGGUGCUUAUUUGCCCUAUGUCUCUGUAAGAAUUGAUAGGGAUAUGAGAAUCCUGCCACAUGGGCUACCAGAGUGGUCGUGCACAGACACUUUUGAGGAAUUCUGGGUAUAGAUUUCCCUCUGCUACCACAUGGGCUACCAGAGUGGUCAUGCACAGACACUUUGAAGAACUCUGGAUAUAGAUUUCCCUCCUCCAAAGCAAUGAAGAUGGCAGCAUCCAAUAUGCUAACAGGCUGAGGAACUGACAUAUAAUACCAUAAAAAUUAUAAAUAACUUCUGUGCAUUAGGGAACAUAAUUGAUACAUUUCAAAAUAUGAAACUAUAUUUCAGUUAAAAUAUACAAAGCACUCUGUACACUUACAGUUAAAUGACAAGGAAAUUACAGUAAAUGAAAAUUAGUUUUUAAAAGUGACAUGUACACAUAUACCACACUCAGAAAAUAAAUGUGACUCAUAAGUAAAUUUGUUAAGGGAUAGGCAUUGCAUAUAAUAUUGCAUAUAUUAUAAAAUAUUUUAACCAAAAGAAUGACUUUCUUCAGUAAGGAAGUAAAGUCUAACUACUGUGUGUGUGUGUUGUGUGUCCUUCUGGUGUGUAUACACAUUUGCUAGUAUUAAAAAUCCUGGUUUGUCAGUUGAACAAGGCAGAUAGAAAGGUGCAUGUCAGCAUAUAGGCUGGUCUUGGUGCUGUGCUGUACUCAUAAUCCCAACUACUUGGAAGAGUCAGGCCCUCUGAUGCAGGAGGUCACAAGUUCAAGGCCAGCCUGGGCAACUCUCAAAAAUGAAAAGCAGGUUAAGUGAUAGAGACUUGCCUUCCAUGUGCAAAACCUAAGUUCAAUCCCUAGUACUGAAAAAAAAAAAAAAAAAA